AUGGAGGUGGCAACACAUACUGGUCUUGAGAAGCUUGUUGAGAUUUUGGGUAUCCAAACCCACACGGAACCCACGCAAGCGCCUAAAGUGAUUGUGAAACAAGCUAAGAAGACAACCGCUGUUAGCGCGGACUUGACUUUUAACUCCCUCGACACGGAGGGGAGAGAUGAAUUGGACAUCUAUCAAAUCCGACAUUACUUUGAGCUCUCUGCGUCGGACAAGAAGUCCGUGUACUUAUUAGAGAAGGAUGUUCGGCAGAUUUUGAAUGAAUUGAAUCUGAGCAAACCGUAUUGUGUGCAGCGAAAUGAGUUUAACAUAUUAGUGAAGUACUUGAAUGACAAUUUAGAUCGCCUUAUAGCCAUGUCACAACAGUCUUCGUUGUUCCACAACUACUCAUUAUUGUAUGAUACGCCAGUGGUACUACUUUCAAAGCACGAGAACGCAACUACGCGAAUCAACGUGUCGAAAUAUACACUACAAGCAACAGACAAAUACCACACCGCAUUCAAAACUAUGCUCUUUGCUCAGGGAAAAGUCAUUGAAAAAACACCGAGCUGGGAGUCGGUGGUACACACACACUAUUUCGACUCAGACCAAUACACACAAACAAUUAAAAAAAGAAGUCUAACAACACUAUUGAGGAGAAAGAGUGAGGGCGAACGACCAAAGUUGUUGUUCGAGUUAUUUACACCACUGUUUCAAUACAAAGAUUUGGCGGUGACGCUUGCGGGAGUCCGGAGCGCCACUACUUUAAAUACACAAAAGCAAGUCUUUCAAAAAGUCGGAAUUAAAAACAUUUUAGUUGGCGGGGAGUCCCCACCAGAGAAUUUGAAGAUCGUUGUCGCAGUCUACGACAUCAAUUUGCAGGAGAAACUGACAGAGGACUUUUCUAUUGAAUCGGAUAACGAAAUUAAAAAAGAGGAGGAGAAUAAAAAGAUGGCAAAAACCGAUUUACAACACGAGACUGGCGAGGGAUAUGACAAAUCGACUCAAUCAACUCAAAUUGAAAAGUCCGACAUUAUUGAAGAGAGUCAAAUUGGUAAAAUGAAUGAAAAAACACCAGAAAAAUCGUCGGAGAAACACUCGGAGAAGCUCGAGAAGUCGGAGAAGAGCUUUUCGAGUUAUUCUAAGACGUCUUUUCGAUCGAAAACGUCGAAGACUUCAAAUCAGUCGAAGACCCUGUCGCUCACGAAAAUUGAUAAACUCGACAAAACACAACACGUGAAUCUGGAGAGUGCCGUCAUGCAUUUUUAUUCGAAAGAACUCGAGAACAGUCCAAUUGUGUUGUAUGUCAAAGUGUAUAGAAAAGGCGGCGACGACAUCUCAAGUGCGCGCGAAAUGUACUUUCACGGCUUUGACGAUAAAAAAGCGCGGAAGAAGUAUUCGGAGAGAAAGGGGUGGGACAACUGGCAGUUUCUACUUGCUGGUUUUGUAUCAUUAAAAGGGGUUUUUGAGAUGGAGAGUGGGGAGCUUGAGAUUCCAUUUUACAAACCGGAGAAUGACAGUGAAACUCUUUACGACUUGGUUAAUAUGAAAGAAACAAGAAAGACGGCGGACGUUUCUAUGAAGUUUUGGUUUGAGAAAACCUCAGAGGAGUAUUCGUAUCAAAGCGGUGUGUUUCGAGUGAGAGGAAAAGAAGAGAAAGAUGGGAAAACGGAGUUGUUACUUGACAACAUGAGGAGUAUUAAAUACUAUGAAAAUGUGGUGUGUGAAUACACGAACAGACUCUUUGUGAAUAUCGUCGAUGUCUCCUUUGGAAAAGACAAGAAGAGGAAGAACCCGAUAAUAGUGCGAUUGUUCUUGAUGCGCAAUAACGAGAAACUGAAAUGUGUGUAUCAAAGCGAUAGAAACACUGUUGCUGAAUAUUACGACUCAAACAUUAUACAGGGGAAAUGUUCUUUAUUCUUCGAUGAAAUGAAAGUGGAGUUGCCAUUUCCUUUAACGAACAAUGACCGGCUGAUAUUUAAUGUGAUGGAGUUACACGAAGGCAUAUUAAAAAAGGAAUGGUUUGCGUCACUGCUACUCUACACGGAUUCUCUUGAAAUAGAGAGUGGAAAGCUCACCCUCCCCCUCUCGCAAACACUUGAAGGAGCACUCACAAACGAAGACGUUUUAAAAUUCUCGAUAAUAAUCGACUUGUACGUAUUGAGUGGGGUGUACCCAACAACGAAAACGUCACAUAAAGAACUUGUCAAAUUACUGAAUGGCACUGUCGACGAAAAUUUCAGUAAAAUUCCACUGAUCGAUUUGAUUCACUUUCUUCCUCUUAUAAUGAAGUCGUACUUGGAGUCAAGUGUAGUGAAGAAUCGUUCUGUUCUUGAGACCUUAAUGAAAACGGUAUGUGGGUACUGCUCGUCGUCAGAAAAGCGCAACAAAAACGUUGAGUUGUAUGUGACGAAGUACUACACCUUCUCGUCGAAGGACGUUGCUUUGAAUUUAAUCAAGGCGUUAUAUUUAACAUACAAAUUCGAUGACACAUCUGCGCAGAUCGACGUCUUCAAGCAUUGCUGGCUUCCAUUCUCGCUUCUGCUUGCGUCAAUAAAGCAAGUUGGUGCGGACCAAAACUUCUGGACUAACGCCAUCACGUUUUCGUCGAAUUUUGGAAACACCAUCCGAAGCCAUGUGAUGAAAAAGGAGAUAUUAGGUAUGGAGGAGGGCAACGCACACUUCUCCUAUUUUGUUCGUUCAGUCAUUGAGUCGGGGUACCGUGCUGAAGGCCUUAAAAUGAUGGAGGAGUAUUUAGACAAUUUGACAUCGCCGUACGACGCGCUUAAAAGUGGGUACAAAUACUCUGAGAAGUCACCAGAGAUGGAAGCGCUUGGGAUGAUAAAGAGUGAGUUUCUUGGCGUGUUUGAAGGGAGUUUAAAUUUGUAUGCUGCGAGUAAUCCCGGGAAUGUGAAGGUGAGUGACAUUACUAUGUUGGAUGAUUUGUUGUGGGUGAGACACUUACCCAUAGCGUAUUUGAUGCGACAACAUUUGAUUUUAUUAAUGAAAAGUGAAGAGAUCAAUCGUAUUAGUUUGUACUUGAUGGUUGCGUUGGUGUCCCGACUUGACCUUGACAAAAAUCUUCAAGAAGAGAAGUCGAAUUGCGCUGCAAUGUUCCUUCCAUUUGUUGUCCAGUUUCUUGAAAAGUUUGAUGAUUUUGUCUCGUGGAAAUAUGUCGCAGCGAAGACCAAAGUUGCGGAGAAGAAAGUCGACAAGAGUUUAAGUCUGCGAUUCAAUUCAGUUCAAGACUUUAAAAAGAUUAUGACGUCCGAUGCACUGAAAUUGUCGAGUAAAGAGAAUACAUGUGAUGGGACACCUCUUCAAAAUGUGACAGAUAUUGAAAUGCUUGGAUUGAUCUUUUCGUGGGUAUUAAAGAACAUGGACAAGAACGUACUGAAGGAGUGGAUCAUGAACGAAGUCCCCACGCGACUGGAAACCCUCUCAACUGUUCUCUUUCGACACAUUUUGUUGUUUCGAUAUUUCCCACUGCAAGAGACGAUCGACGUGUAUGAAGAGAUCGACAGAAAUAUCAAAUUAAUUGUUAAUGGAUUGAAAGAACAUGGGUACUAUAUCAAUAUCAAAUUAAACAGUAUGAUGGAGGACAUGAUGAACGCAAUGAACGUUAAAAAGAACUUUGAGAUCCCUUUGAGUCGUUCAUUGCGCCCAAUGCGAAUCGACGAUGUGUCCCAUCAAAAGCUUCACAGUGUGUUGACAGAGGAAAUCGUACGUGUGUGCCUCGAGUGCUUGAAUUUGGUGUUCCACAGUUUGAGUGAGCAAGAGGCGUUCGAACAACUUGAGAAAUUGAAGUGUGGCAUAGCAACAAAACUCUUUGAAGUUGGUGUGGUCAACGAAGACAUCUUCUAUUUUGCAAAGCAGUUACUUCAAAAAUUCAGAAAGACGAUAUUUGACAGUCACGAAGAGUUCACUGACAACUUAUUUAUAUCACUGAUUAAAAUCUUCCAAAGCGAGAAUGCACAAAUUCGAGAAAGAGGGGUGGAGUUACUCUGUUUGUACACCAAAAACAAUUUCAUUCAGUGCGGGAAUAUCACUCGAAGUAUUUCAUUGAUGACCACCGCUGUUGUUGAGGCCGUUGAUAUUCAAAACGUCUUGUUUGCGUGGAGCAUAGAGGCGCUCGAUAAGAUGUACCAAAAUGAGUUGAAAAAUGUCAUACAAAGUGUUAUUCAUAUUAAACGAGUCACACUCGUACCGCAACUUGAUGUACUCAAAUCACGAAGAACCAUUUACAGAGCGGAGACCCUUGGGGAUAUCGAGGGGCUCUGUGUUAUUAUCACUCAGUUGAUAGAAACGCGACUUUCGAGUCUUCAUUAUAUAGAGGGGAUGAAAAUUAGUUUAGUGAAUCGGUACUCCCGAAUGAUCGACGACAUUGUGAAGGACAAAUUUCUGAUAACGGAGGAGAUGAUCACUACGAUCGAACAAAAGGCCGAUUUGUAUAAGGACAUGGACAUCUUCUGUGAUAUACGGAAGUCGAUCGACAAAAUGAAGAAGACGUGGAAGGAGACGAAAAGCCUUGAAACGCGGCUGUUGAGUAUUUCUGAAGAGAAUAAGAAGGAAGAAAAUAAGACUGCUGAGAUAUGUAAUAACAUGAAGAAUGAGUGCAUUAAAGGGAUCAAUCGUGUUAUGCAACUUGCAAACAGUAUGUUGUCGCAUGAAAAUUGGUCGAGUGAUAUUCAUUAUUUGUACAUUGUCAAAGAGAAAGAGGACGUCGAAAAGGAGAUGAAAGGGUAUCUCUCGCGAUAUGAGAAAUUCAUGAACGUCGUCGACACUAACCCGAUCUUCCCCGUCACAAUGCAAGAGUACUCAGACAUCAUCAACGCUGUUAUUGAACUUGAAGCAAGUUAUUCUGACGUUGCCAAGAAAGUGAUGGAUAAAAGCGCUGUGGUAUCUUCUGAGGAACAAAAAGUCUCAGAAGAGAACACAAAGACCUUGAGAUGUUUUAAAGAGAAUUACAAUCAAAUCUUUUCUUCGACACACGCCUCGAAUGAUCCAACGAAACUGCGCGAGCUACGAGAUUUGAAUUUAAAUUUGACUACAAUCAAACAAGAGAAAGUAAAGGAUUGUUACUGCGGUGUGUUCCACUAUUUUGAAGUGCUUGUUCCACAGAUAGUUUCGAUCCUUUCGAAAAUCGACAAAAUAGCGGAGAAAACGGGGAGUAACAAACAACGACUUGAGAGCGCGGAGGAGUGGUACAACAACGAACGCGUCUAUUUAACAAGCGUUUUGCUCUUAAAUGAGAAGAUGAAAACAAUCGACACGUUAACAAAGGUACCGACGCGUGAGGGGGGGAUUAUUUGCGAGUACAUGAAAAUCAUUUGCGAUACUUUAGUGUCUCGCGGCGAGCUUGAAAAGGUGUACAAUCACUCUGUUAACAUGCGGACUGCGCUUCGGAUAUCAUACGAAGAGCAAUUGAGUUACAAGAGUUCCGUCCUUAAGCGGCGGACCGUCCGAAAGAGUUUAAUGCUCAACGAGAAAACGCGGCGGAUGACUGUGGCCAUUCAAAAUGAAGGGAGAGAGUUAGUGUUUGGGUGUGUAGAAGGUGAAAAUGAAUUCAUAUCAAAGAUGUUGGAUGAGCUUGGGAAGAGUGUUAAAAACUCGAAUGUAAUAUUUAAAGGGAUAGUGGAGCAGUGGAAGAAGUGUGUAGAGCUUGAAGAUGAUAAGAAGCAGUGGGUUGUGAAAGCGAAAGGCAUUUGGGAGAAUAUACAAAGGAACAAAGAGGGGAAGUGGAGCGAAUUGAAAGAAGUAUUAAAGAAGGAAGUUGAUGAGGAGAUUUGUUAUACCGAUGACAUAACGAUUAUCGAUGAUACAAAAGACAACGAACAACCAAAUGACACAAAAGAAGGUGAGAAGGACGAUUUGGAGGAAAAAGAAAAAGUCAAAAGCAUUGAAAAGCGGGCUGGCAUUCAAACUGAAAAGAAACAGAAGAGCUCCAAAGAGAAGAAACGGAAAAGUUUGAAAAUCGAAGAGACUUCGAAGUCACAGAAGUGUUCGACACCAUUAAAAAAAGAAGAAGACAUUCAAAAAUCGCGUUCAAAGACACCUCCGUUGGCUUCUUCUAACCCAAAUCCUUCAACUAUCGAUGACACAGAAAAUUCAAAGAGAAAUUCGAAUGGAAAUUCUACAACUUCUUCAUCGUCUUUAAUGAAAGUACAAACUGAACAACUCAAUUCCAGUGAUAAAGUGUCACAUAAGAAGCAAAUGAGUGUAGAGGAAAGUCAAGUGAGUAACUCAAGCAAUCAACCAACAGAACUGUCAACAGGGAAACUGUCACACAACUCUAAGUCUUCCGAUACAGACAAAUUAAUUGAAAAGAAUCACAAAAAGACGAUGUCACGAUCACAGACGGGACUUCCUCUACCAAACGAAGACUUCCUUCAAAACUUCAAUGUCACUCCAGACCCUUCACAAAAGGAUCAACAGAAGAGAAGACGUGGGUUCUCUACAAAAGGCCUUACAAAGAAAUUGGAGGAGUUUGAUAUACACAAGACGAUACUUCCAUACACGUUAACAUCAAACACAAAACAUAAGAAAAAAGACUCAGCGUCGUCUGAAAAGGUUGCGCUUAAAGACGUGAAAAAAAUCAAAGACACGAGAGAACGAAUAACACAGGAGUUUAAAGAGACUAAGGAGAAGUCGAAGGAGAAGAUGAAGAUCAAACUUCCCGACAUUGAAAUGCAAGUACUCGAAGAUUACGUCAUGUGUGGGGCAUUUGUCCACGACUCCUUUGUCAAUGUGAGUCUCUACGAGAUGAUGGAAUAUCGGACGUACAUGCAAAAGUUCAAGCACGAGAUCAAAAACAUUUUAAUUAAACACGAGGAGCUGAAUGAGCUGCAACAAAAGACGAGAGACCCCGACGCAUAUGCGGAUCGACUCUAUACAUUCUCACAAGGGUAUCUUGAUACCCCAAGACUCUAUUUGAAGUGGAUAGAGAAGAUCAGUGAGGAGCAUAGUGUCAGACAACAUUACCUUGAGGCCGGGUUAUGUGGGACACAUAUCAUUUACAUGAUCUCUCGCUUUGUAAAGAACGGCGAGAUCUUCGACAAGCUGCAAGACAUCUCAGUUGACUUUAAAAUAGAGCAGAAAAGCGUGAAAAAGGACUUUUUAGAGGUGGAGGGGUUUUCGACGGUUUCACUGCUGAAAUAUGUGAAUGCGGCAGUGAAGAAUUUCUUACUGAAGAACACCACCGACUUUGCGGAGUUUCUUCUCCAAGUGACAGUUGACUUUCUUGUGCGGAGUAAUGACACCACACGACUCCCCGAGAUCUAUUCCAAAUUGAAUGAAGUGUACCAACGGAAGAGUCAGAACUCGCAAGGGGAGAUGCACUUCUACUUGGUCGGGUUUUAUGGGAACAUCUUUGGGAGCAACAACGAGAAAGUGUAUAUCUACCACACCCACGACACCUUAGAAAUCUUUAAACAAGAGAUUAAAGCGAUAGUCCCGUUAGACAAGAAGAAGGAAAUCAUCGAGUUAGAUGCGUCGAAGAAUACAAUCGGCUUGGACUACAGUCAAAUUCACAUCAAAGUUGUUGAGGUCUUCCCCAUCUACGAGAAUGAAGGCGACUUCACUACAAAGAAAUUCAAACAAGAGAUGAUCGUCGGCAACGGGAAGAUGGAAAACGAUUGUAAGAGGCGGAUCAUCUUCGAAACGGCACAGCCCCUCCCCUCCAUCCUUCGACGCCAAAUCGUGUUUAAUAAAGCGUCCGACGUGUACAUGAGUCCCAUCGAAACGUGUUUGGACGACUUGGAUGAGAUGAAUUCGAACUUGAUCAAAGCAAUCAAUCCCCCCAUUACAGAGGAGUUAAUAACAAACCUCGAGAAGGUGCUCUUAAGUAAAAGCGGCCCGGUCGAAAUGGUCGAAUUGUUCCUUGGCGAUAAGAUCAAUGAAUUCCUCAUCGAGCAGAUCGACGAUAUGUGGCAGUUGCAAACUGACAUCUCGAGUAACGUGGAUAAGGCACUUCACAUCUUUUUGAGGAAAUUCCCAGGCAACAUGAUGUAUGGCCAAUUCGACAACGCUUUCACUAAACUCAAAAGAGCACUCUUCGAGGUUCAAGAAAGGGUCGAAGCGGUUAUUAAAGACUUACAGAAUCCAGAGGAGUAA
Molecule: messenger RNA, 8097 nt
Organism: Entamoeba invadens IP1
Lineage: Eukaryota; Evosea; Mastigamoebida; Endamoebidae
Exons: 1
Coding region: 1-8097 (2698 amino acids)
Biological process (GO): small GTPase-mediated signal transduction; positive regulation of GTPase activity
Molecular function (GO): guanyl-nucleotide exchange factor activity
Source: RefSeq, a predicted model, not a curated record